Thunnus maccoyii (southern bluefin tuna) is the source of this 5657-nucleotide messenger RNA. It is a transcript of the gene slc6a4a, whose product is annotated as solute carrier family 6 member 4a. Gene Ontology annotation, molecular function: serotonin:sodium:chloride symporter activity; serotonin binding. Bases 1889 to 3913 code for a protein of 674 amino acids. The transcript has 16 exons. Gene Ontology annotation, cellular component: membrane; neuron projection. Gene Ontology annotation, biological process: serotonin uptake; sodium ion transmembrane transport. Lineage: Eukaryota; Metazoa; Chordata; Actinopteri; Scombriformes; Scombridae. The record is from RefSeq and is a predicted model, not a curated record.
ACUUUGCAGCGAUAGAUUUGACAUAGGUAGAACAGAUGUAAUUAAUGAAUCGUUAAAAUUACACCAACUAUACAAUAAAAGUCAAGCAGCCUAUUACUAAUCUACUAGCCUGUAAUAAAAAAAGUAACAAGCAUUUUUCUCUAAGUGAGUACUUUCACCUGUGAUUGAUUGAUUUUGCUGAUAAUACUUAAAUACUCCACCACAGCUCAUAAAUUGCAGCUAACUUUCAAAUGAAAGUUUGUUUUUUCUUGUUCAGGAAAGACUAACAUACAGUAAUUUACAGUGUAAUUCACCCAUGAAAUGAUUGCAAUCGGUCAAUAAAUCUUUUUGCUCAGUAACAAUAAAAGCUAAUGGUUUUUUAAGUGUAACGCAACACUGAGCAGUCACUUUCAGCAACUGUAACAGGUGUGCGCAUUUAACCUAAUUAGCUGUGGACAUCAGUCAGCCAAUCAGGACAGAGGAAGCUUCAGUACAAUUAAACAGCUUAUGUUAUAUCUCCUGAAAAUCAGUUACACACUUAUACAAGACACAGCAGAUGAAACACUCAACUCCAAUGAUUUCCUGAUGAUAAAUCAAGGAUUAACCUAGUACUUCAGCUGAUGCUGAUUGGAAUGACGUUCAACACUCGCACAGGCUGGCUUUUAACAAGAAGGAGAGACUGGACGCUGGGUGUGUGUGAGCAGAUGAGACAGAAGGAAAGAGGGCACAGUGAUUACUAUUUAUUUAAUGACAACAUGACGGAAAAUGUGUGUCUGAACCUGGGCCACCCUCUUUUAUAUCUCUUUCAGUUCUCUCCGUCUCUUCUCUCUCAAACACAAACACACAAUAAAGGCUAAGUAGACCGACUGUAUUACUGCACCUGGCAGGGUGCCUUGUGGCCCAGUAAGUUGCAGGUGGCUGUAAAUGGGUUAGUUACACCAGGACACAGACAGGCUGAGACUUAAAUAAUCUCUCUUACACACACUUGUUAAUGUUUCACCUUGUUGAUCUUCCACAUUAUGUGACUUGUUUCCGUGUUCUGCUCUUAUUCCUGUUUGGCCCUCUUAUAAAUAUGCAUCAAGGAGUCUUGGAUUAGAGGCAAGGAUCCUUUGCUAAAGCUCAGAGUGUGUGUGUGUGUGUUUGGGUGACAGCAUGUGUGUGAGUGUGUGCAUGCAUGCUCGAGUAUGAGUGUUUGUGUCUUAAGCCAGGCAGAGCAGAAUACGGCCCUCUGUAAACCCAGGCAUGUGUGAUUUGUGUGAUUGGGUUUAGACUACACUGAUAGGCGAUGUCUUGGACACUGGACGACCAGACGCUCCAUGGACAAUGCAGGCUGUCUUGCUAAAAAUAUCAAGCCGGGGUCCAAGUUGGCAUGAUGUCGAGUGAGCACGGGAAACUAUAGGCCACACUUGUGGAGCACAGGAGAAGACAUAUGGAACAAAACAAGGAUUUCAUAAAUUAUUUUCUCAGAGCGUCUCAAACAGUUUGUGGAGAAGAUCCAAAAUUCAUGUAACUCUUCUGGUGGCCACAUCCUGUUCCAACAUAUCUGUCUUCCCCAUAUACCCUCCUCUGUGUGUCCUAGCAGUCUGCUCUUAUUCCUUCUUGCUGAACAGACUCAUUUCAGUCCUCUUCCACAUACACACACCUCCCCUCAUUCUGGCCCCAUUCUCAUUUUUUAGCUCUGGCCUCCUGUUCCCCAUCUCCUUACCUGUCCAAGAAGGACAGUUUUUUGUUUUUUUUUUGCCAGAUUUGUCCCGACACCGUCACUGCACUAUUCCCUCGCUCUCCUAACUCUUCUGUUCCCCUCAUGGGCACCAUAUCAGACAGCAAUAGUGCCACAUUCCCUUCAACAUCACUGAGAACCUCUCUCCACCCCUAACCACCUCGCCAACACCAACAUCCACACGACCCAAUGGAGACAAAAGAUAUGAUGAUGACGACCAUGUUGACAAUGGACAAAGGGGAGAACGAGGGAGAGAGGGACAAAGCGAGAGAGGAGGUGGGGGGAGAUGAGGAGGAGACACAGCAAGAAAAUGGUAGACUGAUGCUGUCUGACGGUCUGGCAGAGAGAGGACCCAAGAGUCUGACCUCCAGCUCUGGACAGCAGGUGUCCAAUGGCUUCACUACAUCCACCCCUCAGAGCCCCAGGGAGGGACCAGGGACUGCAGCUAGCUCUGGGGGUACAGCCUCUGGACAAGGAGGUGGCACUGGGUCCUCUGUGCCACUGGGAGGCCUCAGGACUCUGGUGGUCCAACAAACCAGCUUGGAGAGGCCCAGAGAAACCUGGAGCAAGAAGAUGGACUUCUUGCUCUCUGUGAUCGGCUAUGCCGUGGACCUGGGAAAUGUCUGGCGUUUCCCCUACAUCUGCUACCAAAACGGAGGAGGUGCCUUUUUGCUGCCCUACCUGUUGAUGGCGGUGUUUGGAGGUGUGCCUCUCUUCUACAUGGAGCUGGCUCUCGGCCAGUUCCACCGCAGCGGCUGCAUCUCCAUCUGGAAACACAUCUGUCCCAUCUUCAAAGGCAUAGGCUUUGCCAUCUGCAUCAUAGCCCUCUACGUCGCCUUCUACUACAACACCAUCAUGGCCUGGGCCUUGUACUACCUAUUAUCGUCGUUCCAGUCCACCCUGCCCUGGACUACCUGCAACAACUACUGGAACACAGCCAACUGCAACCGCUACAUGUCCACCGACCACAAUGUGUCAUGGACCAACUCCUCUACCUCCCCCGCCGAGGAGUUCUAUACUCGGCAGGUGUUGCAGGUCCACCUCUCCCCGGGUCUGCAUCAGCUGGGCUCUGUCAGCUGGCAGUUAGCCCUCUGCCUGCUCUUCAUCUUCACCAUCGUCUACUUCAGCAUCUGGAAGGGAGUCAAGACGUCUGGAAAGGUAGUUUGGGUGACUGCUACCUUUCCCUAUCUGGUCCUCCUGGUGUUGCUCAUUCGUGGGGCCACUCUGCCAGGGGCCUGGAGGGGCGUGGUCUUCUAUCUCAAACCUGAUUGGGAGAAACUUCUCAGCACUACAGUGUGGAUUGAUGCAGCAGCUCAGAUCUUCUUCUCUCUUGGUCCCGGGUUUGGCGUGCUCCUUGCCUUUGCCAGCUACAACCCGUUUCACAACAACUGCUACAAAGACGCUUUGGUCACCAGCUCUGUGAACUGCCUGACUAGCUUUCUGUCUGGCUUUGUCAUCUUUACCGUGCUGGGUUACAUGGCUGAGAUGAGGCAGCAGGAUGUGGAUGCUGUGGCAAAGGAUGCUGGUCCCAGUCUGUUGUUCAUCAUUUAUGCAGAAGCCAUAGCAAACAUGCCUGCUGCCACCUUCUUUGCCAUCAUCUUCUUCCUCAUGAUCAUCAUGUUGGGUCUGGAUAGCACGUUUGCAGGGUUGGAGGGGGUGAUCACAGCUAUGCUAGAUGAGUUCCCUCAUAUCCUGGCUAAGAGACGAGAAUGGUUUGUCUUCGGCCUUGUGUGUGUCUGCUACCUCGGCGCUCUCUCCACACUCACAUAUGGAGGAUCAUUUGUGGUGAAGCUGUUUGAAGAGUACGCCACAGGCCCUGCAGUCAUCACUGUGGUCCUGCUCGAAGUCAUCGCCGUUUCCUGGUUUUACGGUACCAACCGUUUCUGUAAUGACGUCCAGCUCAUGCUUGGUUUCUACCCGGGUGGUUUCUGGAGGGUCUGCUGGGUGGCCAUCUGCCCCUGCUUUCUGCUGUUCAUCAUCAUCAGUUUCCUGGCCUUCCCUCCAGAGGUCAAAUUGUUCCACUACCAAUACCCGCCAUGGACCACCGUCCUGGGCUACUGCAUCGGGGUGUCUUCAUUCAUCUGCGUGCCUGCUUAUAUGGUCUACCACUUGCUUAAUGCCAAAGGCACAUUCAAACAGCGUCUGCUAAAGAGCAUCACUCCAGAGCCCAGCAGUAACCAACACAGAGACUUCAUUGUCACCAACGCAGUUUGACCAAAUCCUGACCAACGAAGGUGCCACUCUAGCUACCUAGAGCGCCCUCUUCUGGUCACACUGCAAAACUACAGGACAAGGGGGCUACCUUUCACCGUCUUUGCCUCUUUUCAUACAUCUCCUACACUUGUUCAUCUUUCUCUCACCAAAAUCUAGAAAUAGAGGUGGAGUUAGGUGGAGCCAGGCCGCAGUAGUUUAGUUUAGCUUGGUUUUAGUUCCAGAUGUUGCUUCAGUUUUGCAGCAGUUUUCUGCUGCAAAACCCAGAAUGUAGUUUCAGUAUCCACAUCUUCUUUCUUUUUUUUCCACUAAAAAGUGGCACCUAAGUUAUUUAGUGACCACCCCUUUCUUCAGGUUAUACAGUCGUACAAAUAUUUUAUACAAUUAUAUAAAGUAUGAUACAAUCAGUGUUCAUGUAGACAAUAUAAUAUGCUUUCAAACUGGAUAUACUGCACAUUGUAAUGAUUUCAGUUGGGGAAAGCCCAGAUAGUUACCUUUCAAUCCACACAUAAUUGUUAUGGUUGUAUUUUCAUAUUAUGCUGUUAAGUUAUGCAUUCUUGAUAUGUAGCAAAAUUCAGGUAUCUUUUUACAUCUGUUACUGAAGCCAAAUAUAUGAUAUCUGUUCUGUUUAUAUUUCUAAAGAUGUUUCAAUAUCGUAGUUGUGUUAUGCUAGGUGUUGACUGACAGCCUGUGUUUAUUUGUUGGCAUCUUGGAUGGAGGACGGAUUUGCAAUGAGUUCCCUUACACUGUGAAGCAUUGUCUGGUAGUGACAUGUAUGUAUGCAUGUAUGUAUGUGUGUGUGUGUGUGUGUGUGUGCGUGUGUGUAAAACAAAGACUGUUAUAAUGUCCAGUAAAAAAAAAAUGGAUCACUGACAGAACCAACCAUGUUUGUUCAUUCUAUAACUGCAAUAUAAGAUGUGUAUUUAUUUCAUAAUGUAUCAUUGCUGUCAUUUUCCACACUACGAUAUGACGUAUUAUUAUGUUGCAUAGUGUUGAUGGUCUUUGUUUAAUCACAAUGACAUUCUGUCCUCUGCGGUCAUGUUGCAUAACUAUCAGUAAUAGAAACCAAAUAUGGAUCAGAGCUAAUAACAUUUCCAAUGUCAUAGUCUGAAAGUCAACGUUACUGCUCUUUACUUUCUACCAAAAAUUAGUGUGUUUGUGUGUGUGUAUGCACAUGUGCCUGUGUGUGUGUGUGUAUGUGAGGGAGAGAGUGUAUGUAUCUGUGUGUAUGUAGGAGCAGGAGUUAAAAUAUGGCGAGUACAUGUGUAUUUACUAGUCAGUCUGGUAUUGGUGUAAUCUAUCCUGUGAAUACCUGUCUCCUCCUCUCAUGGGUGUGUGAAUGUGUGUGUGUUUAGUACUUGUGUGUCAGUGUGUGUGCGCACCUCGGUUAGUAUGUUGGUGCACGCACAGUACGAGUGUCAGUAUGGGUAGUUGAUCAAAAAGGUUUAGAGGUAUUCAGCCCCUUUAUGUGUGCAUGCCGUGAUGUGUGUGUAUACUGUACUUCAAAUGCGUGUGUGUGCGUGUGUGUGUGUGUGUGUGUGUGUCUGUGAUGUGAUCUCCUGUUGUCUUGUUAACUGCCAAAAUAUCCUAUGAAGGAAGUAAACUCCCUCUUGCCUCUCUCUCUCUCUCUCUCGUACCUCUCAAGCUUAUGUAAAAUCUAUGUAUGUCAAUAAAAGACUGUAUUGAGAAAUACACCUGUAUAGAUUAAAGAUAUAUAAAUAUAUGGGAAAUAACAGAUAAUAAAGAU